This is a messenger RNA of Anoplophora glabripennis (Asian longhorned beetle), 3776 nucleotides long. Its product is annotated as BTB/POZ domain-containing protein KCTD3. The coding region runs from base 107 to 2317 and encodes 736 amino acids. The transcript has 12 exons. Gene Ontology annotation, biological process: protein homooligomerization. Gene Ontology annotation, molecular function: protein binding. Lineage: Eukaryota; Metazoa; Arthropoda; Insecta; Coleoptera; Cerambycidae. The record is from RefSeq and is a predicted model, not a curated record.
UCAGGGAGCGAGUUUGUUCAUUGUUUAUUAAUAAAAAAAACGUCUUAACUUUCUAAUUAAUAAAUGGGAAUUUACUCUUAGUAGUUGUGAUGUUAGUUUUGUGAAAAUGUCAUUUCAUCAACCAUAUUCCGGCGACAUUUUACAUUUAAAUGUUGGUGGAAAAAGGUUUUCAACUUCAAGACAAACUUUAACUUUAAUACCUGAUACGUUCUUUACUGCCCUCCUAAGUGGAAGGAUCUCUAGCCUGAGGGAUGAGAAGGGUGCUAUAUUUAUUGAUAGAGAUCCAAAAAUUUUCUCAAUCAUCUUGAAUUACUUACGUACUAGAGAGAUAGAGUUAAAUGGGACUGAUAUUAGAACUCUAAGGCAUGAGGCAGAAUAUUACAAUAUUGCACCUUUAGUUAAGAGACUUAUGUUGUGCGAAGAACUGACACAAUCAACAUGUGGCGAUGUCCUUUUUUACGGUUCUUUACCACCGCCUUAUAUUCCCAUACAAGAUUCUAACAAUGGAGCUUUACCAUUUGUGGAAACCACAGCUGUACAUCAGGUACGACCUGGCUCUAGUAUCAGAAUGCCUGAAAGCCAAAAUGGCGGUGGAGAUAGUAACAAAGCAUCUACAAGUACUCCAAGCGAAUGUGGUGAAAAUUCAAAAAAUACAUCUGGACAGAAUCAGCCAGUAUCUCAAGCCGUAACUUCUGGUUUACCACAAAAUAGAGCACAAGGUCAUUCACGAAAUUCUUCCUUAGAAUUAAGAUUAGGUAUGUCUACGAGUUACAGCAGAAGUUCCCAAGAUUUAAGAGGCCUUGCAAGCCGAGGACAUUCUAGAGCAGCUUCUUUAGAUCUAAGACAUGUCAGAAAUUCAUCUGCUGAUUUAAACAAAUUAAUAAGAAAUGAUGUUGGACUAAUUUUUGGAAUGACAAAUUCUAGUUGGGCAGAUCCACUUAGAGUUCAAAUUAUAAAAGCACAUCACAAUUGGAUUGUGGUUGCUUAUGCCCAUUUCGUUGUUUGCUAUAGACUAAAAGAUUCAAGUGGCUGGCAGCAGGUCUUUACCAGCCCAUACAUAGAAAGUUGUAUAGAAAGAAUUGCAAUAAAUGCGAAAAUGGGCUCUACAGAGACAUCCAAAAUGGUAGCGAUUUCUUAUGGCAGUCAAGUUCGUUUAUGGGGCAUAUCAGAUGCCGGUUCGAGGACUAAUAUCGGUACCUUCAAUUUGCACGUUAGGGUAGAGUAUCUAUUUUUUAUUGGCAGCCAGUUGGUGGCUCUGUCUCCUUCUGGGAAAUUAGGUGUAUGGCAUGCGAUGACACAACACUGGCAGACUCAAGAUGUUAUGCCAAUCGCUUCAUUUGACACGGCGGGAUCAAUAUUGUUGCUUGGCUGCAACAAUGGCUGUAUUUACUACAUAGAUAUGCAAAAAUUCCCAUUGAGAAUGAAAGAUAACGAUCUUUUGGUUACUGAACUUUAUCGGGAUCCUAAUAAUGACACUGUGACUGCUAUUUCGGUAUACCUAACUCCAAAAACCAACUUGUGCGGCAACUGGAUCGAAAUAGCUUAUGGUACAACGUCUGGCGCCGUCAGAGUUAUUGUACAGCACCCAGAGACUGUUGGACAUGGGCCUCAGUUAUUUCAGACUUUUACUGUGCAUCAGAGCAAAGUGACAAAGGUGACAUUAUCAGAAAAAUAUCUCGUCUCUGUGUGCUCAGAAUACAAUCAUGUACGAAGUUGGCGUGUCACAAGAUUCCGUGGCAUGCUCUCAACCCAACCAGGCUCUACGCCAGAAGCUUCUUUUAAAAUAGUAGCCUUAGAAGCAGUGGAACCCACGAUAAGCCACGGAGCUGCCAACGACUGUGGCCCAUUUGGCGAACAGGACGAUGAACAGGUGUUCAUACAAAAAGUUGUUCCUGAUGCCGACCAAUUGUUUGUACGUCUGGCCAGCAAUGGGAAACGAGUUUGUGUCAUCAAAGCUGUAGAUGGCAGCACUGUGAGUGCAUUCUGCGUUCACGAGUGCGAGGGGUCUAGUAGAAUGGGGUCUAGGCCUCGAAGGUUUAUAUUCACAGGACACUCAAAUGGUUCUAUACAAAUGUGGGAUUUAACUACAGCUCUCGAUCUCUCUUAUAAGACUGAUUUAGAUAAAACAAAUGGGGGUCCUUCUCCCGAGGAACUACUGCGGAUGUUGGACCAGUGUGAUAUAAGUAACAGCCUUUGCUCCACGCCUUGCAUGUCGCCCUCGCCGUCUUUGGCUGCGGCAACCCGCCUGAAAUCCAGCAAUGUCGCAUUUUUAAAUCAGCUGCACCAGGACAGUGAUAGAUCUUCAAGCUCAACGUAGUUUUAGGCUUAGCUAGUAAGUGUUGCUUUCUUUUCAAUUUGAUAAAAACAUGAAACUUAUGAAUUUAAAAUAGGUCCAGAAUCUUCAGGAUCCUCUUAUGUUCUUGAAUAUAUUCUUGCUCAUGUGCACUUGCCUGGUUUGACUUGGGGGUAGAUUUAUUUAUAUAAAGAAAGCACCAUAGGAUAAUAAAUAAUGGGGCCGUUUAAUAUUUUUUUUUCUUUAAGGUUUGAUCUCCAUAUACAAUAGAAUUCAGUGGAGUCUUUGCAGAUUUUUCUGAUAAGUGUUCUCAGUAAACAAGUAGCUCAAUAUGGAAAUGAGAAUUUUUUUAUUAUUACAUUGCAAAGUACUAAGAUAUAAAUUAAUGUUGCUAAAUUUUUAUGAAAAUGCUUGAAUAAUUACCAGUCUUGACGUUUGUUUUUCAAAUAAAAUCUCUUGGACUCUAUUAUACAGGGUGUUUACAAAAUAUGUCAUCACUUGUGAGGAGAUUCUUCAUUAAGAAUUCAAUACAAGAAAUUCUUAUCAACAUGGUCCCAUUCCUAUUUUGUUUCUAAGAUACAGGGUGUUAAAGUUUAUCUGUCUUGUUUUUCCCAAAUAUUUUCAAAACUAUUUUAUUUUACGAAAUUUUGGUUGUGAAAAGUAAAUAUUUUAGCAUUGAAAGGGCAUAAACAGCUUCACCAAGGUGUGCAAAAUGUGCCGUUCCAUCCAUUUUUCAAUUUGCUCUUCUUCGUUAUGAAUUUUUAUACAAUUAGGUACUUGUGAAAACUUUUCUUUAUAAAGCUUUCCUGAAAAAUUAUGAAAAUAGUGCUUACACAAUUUGCCUAUCAGUUAUUUAAAUUUACUUGAACACAAUAACAGAAAUUGGCCAUAAUCACCCAAAUUUCAUUCAGAUUAGUAAUUUUGUUUUGGAAAAAGGAACCUGAAUGUUAAAAAAAAACAAGACUGUUUUAGAACCCAUGUUGGUAGAACUUUUAGUUUUUUUUUUUAAUGAGCAUCUUCCCCUGAACAGUGGCACAUUUUUCGUAACACUCUGUAGAUGUGGAAAAUAUAUUUUAAUAAUUUUCUGUGUAGAAAUGGCCACAAACAAGCUGUUAAAAGGGCAUAAGAAAAACAUAUUGAAAUAAAAAAAAUUGUUGAAACUCCUUUGUGUUGUGCCUGUCAUGAAUAUUACUUUUUCUGUAUUUCAUGAUGCAAGUUAAAAAGUAAAUUUAAGUGCAACUUAUAUUUUUUUCUCAAAGAGAAGCUAUAGAUAAGUAUUAAAAAUAAAAUUCAGACUUGGUGUAUAAAGUCAAAUUAUUGUAAAUGGGUUGGUGGAGUUAUAUUUCACUUGACAAUUUAAUUUAUUCUUUUGAUAUUCUUGUUAAAAGUUUGAAAGUUAUAAGCAUAACAUUAUGUCACUGUUGAGAUUUAUUCUGUUUUUAUUAUGUGAUGUGAUAAAAGAGAUCCUUAUGUAAUUUUUAAA